GAAUAUGCUCUGUAUGACCCCAAUGAUCAAUCAGUUAACAAAGUUGCAGAAUUUGGCAAUCCCAUUGUUGGAUCCUGGCCUGUGAGCUUGGUCACCCUGGGUAGAUGAAUUCAAUCACUCAAUUCUACUUUUAUUAACAUUAUUUUUUUUUUCUAGUUUUAUUAUCUUCUUUAAUGUUGGGAGUGUCUGAUAAUAGAAGAGGGUGUGCUAUAGUGUUAAGAAUGCUAUAGUGUUGAGACUUGAGAGUGCUGAGGCUGGGAUGUCAGAAGGCAGUUUGGUUGUUGGAGGAGCUUUAAUAGGCCACAAUGGAUGUGUUAAUGGUGUUCUUUCAGGUGCUAUAAGUUGCAAUGAGAAGGAUGAAACAAUUCUGCCAGCUAUUAUUCUUUGCUGUUGACAAGAGCUCUGUGCUUUCAGCUAGUAAAUUUGGCUGUCAAAGGAAUGGUCAUUUUGGUUUUUAUUAUUCAUUAAUUACAAACAAUUGCUCUUGACAGUUCAGUUUUGUCUUAUCUUCAAUGAAUUUGAUGUGUCUUUGGAGUUGCAGGAAGUUGAUACUGUGAAAUUCUGCCAUGUGUGCCAUUGUCAAUAUUCUGUUAGAUUAUUAUGCUAAUCAAGUUGUGUGUGAAGCAGAGGCAAGGCAAGGGAAGCAUGACUCCCAUGAUAAUUGAUUUAUUUUUCCUUGAAUGUCAUUUGCAGAAAGGUGGAUUUUCUUGAUACAGUUCUGAUUUAUUGGUGCUGUUCACGAUUAUACUGCCUGUCUUUGUGCUAUUUUAUCUUCACAAAUGUAUGGAGCGUAGAUUUGUGUGGAUUAGUCUAAUUUAAGCUUUAUCUUUUUGCUUUAUCUUUUUGUACCAGUUGACCUGCAGAUUCUUAUUGGUUUAUUAGGUGUGUUGCUUGUGUUUGCUGUCAUUGUCCUGCAUUUCCGUUUAGUUCAGAGGUUCGAAGUCUGGAGAUACUUCAGGGUUUUGUUUUCAUUUUUUCACAACCUUGGAAGGAGUUGUUGAAGCUUUGCCAGUGGGAAGGUUUUUUAGGUAUUGGCAACCCAAUUCAAUGUUGUAUUUUCUUAUGCUUCUUAUGAAUUUGUUUUCUGAGUUGGCUUUAUGCACUUAGAUUUGGGUUCAGUUGGACUCUGGCAAUCUGCCUCUUCUGUUUCUUAAGUUAUUAUCAGUGAAAUAUUUUUAUUUAUAAAAGAAAGCAAUUUGA
Messenger RNA from Rubroshorea leprosula, 1200 nucleotides. Lineage: Eukaryota; Viridiplantae; Streptophyta; Magnoliopsida; Malvales; Dipterocarpaceae. The record is from the annotation of a GenBank genome assembly.